Messenger RNA from Grus americana (Whooping crane), 3052 nucleotides. It is a transcript of the gene RBM10, whose product is annotated as RNA binding motif protein 10. Gene Ontology annotation, biological process: mRNA splicing, via spliceosome. Gene Ontology annotation, molecular function: RNA binding. Gene Ontology annotation, cellular component: nucleus. NCBI's taxonomy places the organism in Eukaryota, Metazoa, Chordata, Aves, Gruiformes, Gruidae. The record is from RefSeq and is a predicted model, not a curated record.
UCUAACCAACCACGAGAAAGCGCUUGAGCAGCGUCCCGCCCCCGCCGUUCUCUUCGAGGGUGGCUCCGCCUCUCCGCGCGCCGCGACCAAUCAGAAGCCACGGCCGGCGCUCUCGCGGGGCGCCCCGCCCCCUAGCUUCUCCCUCCAAAGAAGGCCCCGCCCCCCGGCGGGGCGCGCGGGGGCGCUGGCCAAUGGAGCGUGCAGACGAGCGGACGGACGGGCGGAACGACCAAUGGAAGCCUGGCGGGGGCGGGCGUGGGAGCUCGGGGCGGGCCGAGCGCGGAGCGGCGCCGCCAUUUUGCUGCUCGGGAGCGGCGGCGGCGGAGCGGCGGGGACAGUUCCUCCCAGUCCUCCCAGUCACGCUGUCCCCCACAGGUACCAGCACCAUGGAGUACGAACGCAGGGGGGGUCGCGGGGACCGGACGGGACGCUACGGGGGCGCCCCAGCCCCCCCCGAAGAAGGCUCCCGUACCCAACGGGAUCACGACUAUCGCGACAUGGACUAUCGCGGCUACGGGGGUCCUCCGGAGGGCCCCCCCGCCCCUGGGACCCCCCCUCAGGCCUCCUACGAGGGUUCGGAGCCCCCCCGGAAGCGGGAUCCCGCCCCGACCCCCCCGACGUUGCCGUUCGGUGCCGACGGUGACUACCGGGACCAGGAUUACCGGCCCGAAGCGACCGAGGAGGAGCCGCGGGCCAGCACCAUCGUCAUGCUCCGCAUGCUGCCCCAGGCCGCCACCGAGAACGACAUCCGGGCGCAGCUGCAGGCGCAGGGGGUGCAGCCCCGCGAGGUGCGACUGAUGCGCAACAAGUCCUCAGGUCAGAGCCGCGGCUUCGCCUUCGUGGAGUUUAACCACGUCCAGGACGCGGCGCGGUGGAUGGACGCCAACCAGCAGGGGCUGAGCCUGCUGGGGCAGCGCGUCUCCCUGCACUACAGCGACCCCAAGCCCAAGAUCAACGAGGACUGGCUCUGCGCUAAGUGCGGGGUGCAGAACUUCAAGCGGCGGGAGAAGUGCUUCAAGUGCGGCGUCCCCAAAGCCGAAGCGGAGCAGCGAGGGCCUGGGGGACCCCGCCCCGAAUUGGUGCCCGGCGGGGGGGCGGGGCUUCUGCCCCUCCCCCAGCCCUACGGCCCCGCCCUGGGGGGGACCCCGGGCGCACCCCAAAGCGGGACGGAGCCGGGAGCCGAUAACGCCAACGACACCAUCAUCCUCCGUAACCUGCACCCCCAAAGCAGCCUGGAGUCCAUCCUGGCCGCCCUCGCCCCCUUCGCCGCGCUCUCGGCCGCCAACGUCCGCGUCAUCAAGGACCGGCAGACCCAGCUCAACCGCGGCUUCGCCUUCGUCCAGCUCGCCACCAUCGUGGAAGCCUCCCAGCUGUUACAGAUGUUGCAGGCCCUGCACCCCCCCCUCCACAUCGACGGCAAAAGCAUCAACGUCGAGUUCGCCAAAGGCUCCAAGCGCGAGGUGCAGGGGGCGGGGCCAGGCGAGGGCCCGCCCCGCGCCAGCGCCGCCUCCGUGGCCUCCACCGCCAUCGCUGCCGCCCAAUGGGCGCUCUCCCAGGCUGCCCCGGGUGGAGAAACCACGUGGGCCGGGGGGGAGGAGCCUCCCAGUGACUUCACCGGCUUCUACCAAUCGGAGGAGAGCUUCGCCACGCCCACCCCCGCCCUCUAUGGCUCCGCCUACCUCAAGGCCCCCGGGGCCCCGCCCCCUGCUCCCGCCCUCUCUGGCUCCGCCCCUGCCAAGGCCGAUGGCCCCGCCCCCGGUGCGGAGGAUCCGGCCGUGCCAGGGCUGGACCCCACGGGGGGAGGGGGCGGCUCCUUCCCCCGCGCCCCCCCCGGAGCCCCCCCGUACCCCUCCCCCGCUGCCGAGACCCCCGCCGGGACCCCCCCGGGAGCCCCCACCCAGAGCUACGCGGGGUCCCUCAAGACCGAGACCCCCAGCCCGGCCCCCCCCGGGCCCCCCCCGGCCGCCCCCCCCAAUUCCGAGUCCUACGGCCAGUACCCGGUUCCAGAUGUUUCCACGUACCAGUACGACGAGACGUCGGGUUACUACUACGACCCCCUCACCGGCCUCUACUACGACCCCCACUCCCAGUACUACUACGACGCGGGGGCGGGGCAGUACCUGUACUGGGACGGGGAGCGUCGCACCUACCUGGCGGCCCCCCCCGCCGAACCCCCCCCCGGCCCCCCGGGUCCCCCCGGCCCCCCCAAAGAGCCCAAGGACAAGAAGGAGAAGCACAAGACGAAGACGGCUCAACAGAUCGCCAAGGACAUGGAGCGGUGGGCGCGCAGCCUGAACAAGCAGCGGGAGAGCGGGCGCAGCGCCGGGCCCCCCCCCACCCCCCGCGAGGACGAGAGGCGCGAGGCGGCCGCCGCCGACGCCGGUUACGCCAUCUUGGAGAAGAAGGGUGCUCUGGCCGAGCGGCAGCACCCACCCGUGGAGCUGCCCAAGCUGGUGAGCGACGAGCGGCUGAGCCCCCCGCGGGGGCUGGUGGCCGCUUACAGCGGGGAGAGCGAGAGCGAGGAAGAGGGGGAGCGCGGCCCCGAGCGCCCCGGGGAGCCCCUGACCGACUGGCACAAGCUGGCCUGCCUGCUCUGCCGCCGCCAGUUCCCCAGCAAGGAGGCCCUGCUGCGCCACCAGCAGCUCUCGGGGCUCCACAAGCAAAACCUGGAGCUGCAGCGCCGGAGCCACCCGCCCCCCCCCGAGGGGCUGGACCGGGGGGACAUGGAGAUGAAGUACCGGGACCGUGCGGCCGAGCGGCGGGAGAAGCAGGGGGGCCCCGACCCCCCCGAGCCCAAGCGGCGCAAAUUUGGGGGGCCCCCCCCCACCCUCGGGGCAGCGGAGCGGCCCCUCCCCCGUGACCCCCCCCCGGGAAGCCGCGCGCUGCCGGGCCCCGCCGGGACGGAGAGGGGGGGGCGGCGGCGGCACCAGGCCCCGCCCCGGCCCCGCCCCACGACGGUGACGCGUUUCAGCGAAGGCCCCUGAGGACGCCCCGCCCCCUCCCGGCCACGCCCCGCCCCCUCCCGGCCACGCCCCGCCCCCUCCCGGCCACG